This is a messenger RNA of Cygnus olor (mute swan), 2355 nucleotides long. RefSeq names its product cleavage and polyadenylation specific factor 4 (gene CPSF4). NCBI's taxonomy places the organism in Eukaryota, Metazoa, Chordata, Aves, Anseriformes, Anatidae. The transcript is spliced from 8 exons. The record is from RefSeq and is a predicted model, not a curated record. Gene Ontology annotation, molecular function: zinc ion binding; RNA binding. Bases 170 to 901 code for a protein of 243 amino acids.
GCAGGCGGGCGGCGCGGCGCGGAGCGGCGCUGCCGCCGCCUCCCCGUCAGCCGAGGCGCUGCCGAAGCGGAGCAGGCUGGGCCGGGCCAGGCCGGGCCGGGCCUGGCCGCAGCCGGCCCCCACCAUUCCCCCCCUUCCCUCCCGGUGCCGUCGCCCCCCGGCUGCCACCAUGCAGGAGCUCAUCGCCAGCGUGGAUCACAUCAAGUUCGACCUGGAGCUGGCCGUGGAGCAGCAGCUGGGGGCGCAGCCGCUGCCUUUUCCCGGCAUGGACAAAUCAGGUGCAGCUGUCUGUGAAUUUUUUUUAAAAGCGGCCUGUGGAAAAGGAGGCAUGUGCCCAUUCAGACACAUCAGCGGGGAAAAGACAGUUGUUUGCAAACACUGGCUACGAGGACUGUGCAAAAAAGGAGACCAGUGCGAGUUUCUGCAUGAGUACGACAUGACCAAGAUGCCUGAGUGUUACUUCUACUCCAAAUUUGGGGAAUGCAGUAACAAAGAAUGUCCAUUCUUGCACAUCGACCCGGAAUCUAAGAUCAAAGACUGUCCCUGGUAUGACAGAGGCUUCUGUAAACAUGGUCCCCUCUGCAGACACCGACACACUCGAAGAGUCAUUUGUGUGAAUUACCUAGUAGGAUUCUGUCCAGAGGGACCUACCUGUAAAUUCAUGCACCCUCGGUUUGAACUGCCUAUGGGAACCACAGAGCAACCACCACUGCCUCAGCCGACACAAACACAGCAAAAGAGGACGCCCCAAGUCAUCGGAGUCAUGCAGUCUCAAAAUAACAACACUGGGAACAGAGGACCCCGGCCGUUGGAGCAAGUAACCUGUUACAAGUGUGGUGAAAAAGGUCAUUAUGCCAACAGAUGCACCAAAGGACAUCUGGCCUUUCUCAGUGGACAGUGAAAGAGCAGAAAGAAGAGCGCAAGGGAGCUAUUAACACUGAGAAAAGGUUUCUGCCUAGCACUAUUUCUUGAACUAUCAGGUUGUUUUUUUUAAUGCCAUUACUGAAAGAACUGGUCAGAGGCUGGUUGCUGCUAAGCAAGAUUUUUGUAAUUGUCCACAACUUUUUUUAUGUUUUAACCUUUUUAAAAUAGAUUUUGGCCUCCGUCUACAUCCAUUGAGCCCUGCUGAAAAGUAGAUCUAAAAGCAAAUAGAUAUGCAAACCCCUCACCGGUGCAGCGUUCAACGUAAACUCAUCUUACUCCAGUGUUUCUUUAAAGUGUUUUCCUUCUGCCACUUCUCUUUGGAGAACCUGCAGCGUUUCGCCCCUCCCUGUGGAAGCAGGAAGACUGACUGGGAAAAUUAAUACUUGAAAUGCCUUCCCUUCAGUGAGGAAGUAGGAAUUCUGCUGUCCUGUAGCUCUUAAAAAGCAAAGUCGUGGUCCUAGAUCCAGAUAAACCUGUCCUGGUGGCUGACUUAAGGCCUCACAUACACCAGGCUGCAAAACUCUCGUCCACUUACUUUGUUUCUAUGUUUCUUGCUAUUCUGAAGGUUAGAAAUUAAUCUUCUGGGUGAAAACAAAUUGGGGGAUAAUAAAUUGGCAUCUCUGUGGUUAGCCAAACAAUGAGGAGCAAUGAUUUUAGGAAUUUCACAUCUGUGCUCAUUUUCCAUUUGCAAAGCAAGUAGGAAAUGAACACAGCUUAAAGCGUAGGAAUAGGAGAGCCUUUUCUCAGCACCCGUCAUUCAGCUCACACUGAGCAGGUAUUUCCGUAGCCUGGAGAAGACCCAAGUGGAGCUCUAUACUUAUGGAACACUGCAGUUAGAAGUGGUAGAACAUUCUUCUGAGAAACUCCAAGCCAAAACCCAUUCAUUUUGUGAAAGAGUAUUUCAAAAGGGCCAAUGAUAAAAUGUGAAUUAAAAAAAAAAAAAAAAAAAAAAAAAUGAAAAACUUGCACCUACAAUAUGAGCCUUAUUGAGUCUAACCCCUCUCUUAUUUGCUGGCUGCCUUUAUACUUUGUUUUUAUUGAAAUGUACUGAUGGAAAAAGCUAUGAUUUUUUCUUUUAAACAGAGUAACAUGAUUAUAUAAGAGAGGUGACCAGAGCCUAUGUUGGUUUGAAUGACAGCUGUUGUUUUAUUGUGGAUAUUAAGUCAGUCAAAAUACAAGUUUCAAGACUAAGUGACUAUGGUAUGACAGACCAUUAAACAGUUUUUAUAACAUCGUGUGCCCCUAGAUGCUGAGUAGUAGCCACACUGAGAUGUGUUACCUGUAUGUAUGAAAAGGAACAAGCCCUUGAGUGUCUAGCUCCCUUUCCCAUCUAGUCCAGAGAAGUUUAAGGUCUUCGCUCCCUGAACUGCUGUUUUUUGAAACUGAAAGCCUUCCUGUUACCGAUAAAGCUUGAGAGAUUCUUUGUAUCCC